AUGUCAUCCAUUGGCAACCUUAUUUUUCCGUAUACUGAAGAUGAACAAUCGACAGUAUCGUUGAACAAAGUAACGUUCACUGAUGCGUCUGAUGCUACUCGUUAUACUAUCCUGUUGGAUGAAGAUAGUAAACAAGUCAGUUCGAUAGAUAAAGUGAUCACUCAAACUCAACAGAAUAUACCUGAGUUAACUCAAUAUAUUCAAAAUCCAUCAUCAUCAAAUGACAGUAAAGAUUAUCCAUUAUUAAUCAGAAUCGAUCCCUUGUAUAAUAAGUUGAAGUAUAACGUAUCCAUACGACCUUCAGGCAAAGAUUCAAAAUCAUUAGUUAUUGUCAAAACCAAAGAUGAUAGUUUAGAUCAAAUCAAACAUAUUUUAUAUGAAAAUAAAGAAGAUAUCGAAUGUCAAGUAUCAAAGAUUGAUUAUGACAAUCUUCCCUUUGAUGAUGAUUCUGAUCUUCAAACUUCACAACGAUUGAUUAUCAAUGAUACCUUUGAUCGUGAAUUCAUAAAUGGAGAUAAAUUAAAUAUAUCAUUAUGGGAAUUGGAUUCGUCAAACAAUGAUUACAGUUUUCUCUUAAAGUUUAGUGUAUGGAUUGAUGAAUAUACUGAAGUUGAAGAUAAUCAACAUACUAUUAUUCAUGAGAAUAGAUCUCCAGUAUCUGGUGAUGAUAAAAGCGUCACAGCCAUUAACAGUGCAACUACCACUACAACCACCACCACGUCUCCAAUCGAUCACCAUGGUACUUCCAAGCAAUUCAAGAUUAGUGAUUUCAAAAAGGAGUUUAUAUUUAAUAUAGAAGAUGGUCCUGAUUUUAGAACUACAUUAACAAAAUACGAGCAUAAUUUUAGUUUGAUUAAGAAAAAUUUCCAUCAAUUCAAUGAAGAAAUAAAAUUACUUGAGAUAACUUUAAAGAAACUUCAUCAUUCAAAAGUUAAACUUAUAGAAUUAUUAAAAAACUUGAUAGAUUUACAAUUCAAUUCAUUACUUAAACAAUUUGAAUUUGGUAAAGAUUUUGAAUUAAAACUUCGUUCCAUAUUCGAUCCAUUUGAAAAAAAUUUAAAAUUCUUUUUAAAGGAUGUUUGUGAACCAAAAUUAAUCUUAAAAAUCUUUCAUAAUUUAAGUCUAAAUAAUUUAGGUGAACAAAAUUCGGCCUCAUCAUCAUCAAAUUCAGUUUCAACAAAUUCAACUUCGAGCUCGGGAGGCAGUGGUCCUCAUAAUGAAUUAUUACAUAGACGCAAACAAUUUGAAAGUAAUUCUAAAGAAUACUAUAGUUGGUUGAAUAAAUACCUUAGUAAUGAAAAAGAUAGACCCGUAUCAAAGUUAUUAAUCAAGAGGAAAAGUUUUGAAUUAUCAAAAUUCGAUUAUCUUAAUCAAUUGAAUCAAGUUACGAAUAAUCAAUAUCUUAAUCAAUUAAUGGAACAAUUGUUUAAGUUCAUUAAUGUUUCAUAUGAUCUUCAUCAUCCUCGAUUAUUGAAUUUUUCUCAAUUUGAAGAUAUUAAAAAGAGUCAAGAUUUAAUUGGAAUCAAUUAUAAGAUCUAUUUACAUGCUUUAUCCAGAUUUAAUAGUGAAAAGACUCAAAUUCGUCAAAUGAUUGAAGCUUGUAAAUCAAAUGAUGAACUCACCAACGUCAUAAGAUAUAAUAAAUUGAAUUAUAACUUUUCAACUCCACUCGCUUCAUCUAAUUCAGUAAGUUCCGAAGCUUCAAAUGUAUCAGAAACUCCAUCUUCACCAUCUAUAGUGGGUGGAUCAUCGAUUUCUUCUGAUGAUAUAUUAGUAAGUUUAGAUAAUAUUGAAUUAAUCUUUUCUGGAAAUUUCACUUCAACAAUGAUAGGCAAUACAUCUGUCCUGGAAUCACCUAGUAUCACUAAUGACGAAGAUAAAGGAGAAAUGAAUGGUAUUUUAUAUACAUUAGGCGGACAAGGUAAACAAGGAUGGCAUAAAGAAUGGGUUGUUUUAAAUAAAGGUUUAUUGAUUGAAUUUUCUGAUUGGAGAAAAGGAAGAUCGCCUAUAAAUCAACCCAUUGAAAUUGCAUUAUCAAGUAUUAAGCCAGUAACUUAUGAAAGACGUCAAAAUUGCUUUGAAAUCUUAACUUCAAAGGGUAAUAAACAUGUUUUCCAAGCUCUAAAUGAAGCUGAAAGAUCAAAAUGGAUUAAAGCUUUAUAUAAUGCAGGUCAAGUGGUUGACACUACCAGAUUGAAAGAAAGUUACAGUGAACUUGGUAACGUAAGUAACAAUGGUAGAACCAAAAAGAUCAUUUCCAAAUUGAAAACAGAAUUUCAUAUUCCACAAUCUUCAUCUUCACCCACCACUGUUGUUGUACCGGGCGAAACUCAUGAUCGUUCUAUAUCUCCUGUAUCAAUUACAUCCAUCGCCAGACAUAAGAAUGAAGAAGAGAAAGAUUAUCUUAAUUUAGUCAAAUCUAUUCCUGAUAGUGAUAAUCAUAUAUGUCUUGAUUGUGGAUCUACCGAUUCUGUGGAAUGGAUUUCGAUUAAUAAUCUUGCAUGUUUCUGUGUGAAAUGUGCUUCAUGUCAUAGAAAUAUUGGAUCACAUAUAACUAAGAUCAGAUCAUUGAAACUAGAUAAAUUUGAAAAUGAAAGUGAAAUGUUAUUAAAUUAUAUUAAUAAUAGAAAAGUGAAUGAAUAUUUAGAAGAAUCAUUACCUCAAAAGGAAAAAAUUGAUCCUAAUACUAAUUAUGAACAACGGUUAGAAUUUAUUAAGAAGAAAUACGUUGAGAAGAAGUAUAAAGCCAUCAUACCUGAUAUCAAUAAUGUUCUUAUUAAAGCCAUUCAAAAGAUUAAUAUUCCAGAAGUAUUAAGAUGUAUAAUCUGUGGAGGAGAUGUUGAUCUUAAGAUUCAAAUCAGUAUUCCUAAUAAAGAUGAAUAUCAAAUCAUCUCCAUAUUUGAAUAUUCAUUACGGAAAUUUGUUGAAAUAACAGAAGCAGAUUUAAUCUUAUCCAGUUCCAAGAAAUAUUUCUUAAUUUCAGAAAUCUUGAUUUUAAAUGGUAGUAAAAUAGAUGAGAUCAAAGAUUUAAGACAAGAUAUUGGCUUAACUGAUGAUGCAGCUGAAUAUUGGAAGAUUAGAAGUUUGAAACUUAGUGGUGGAUUUGUUUAA
Molecule: messenger RNA, 3111 nt
Organism: Scheffersomyces coipomensis
Lineage: Eukaryota; Fungi; Ascomycota; Pichiomycetes; Serinales; Debaryomycetaceae
Gene: AGE1
Product: Age1p
Exons: 1
Coding region: 1-3111 (1036 amino acids)
Biological process (GO): intra-Golgi vesicle-mediated transport
Cellular component (GO): endosome; trans-Golgi network
Molecular function (GO): GTPase activator activity
Source: RefSeq, a predicted model, not a curated record